AUGGACCAGAAUGGACGCCCGGCCGUCCAAGUGGUCAUCAACGGCCAUGACCAUCCUCAAAGACCUUAUGGCGCCAUGAAUCACCAAAGCCAGCCCCAGCCACUGUCUGUGGACGAAGCACUGCAGUAUUCAUCCAUGUCCAGCGCGCCUGUCUUUGGCCUCGACUGCAUUCUGCGCCCCGACGUUGGCCGACCUUCGAACACUACCUCCAUAAAUCAUGUCCUCCAAGAAGGCCGUAAGACACUCGGCGAACUUGACGCGGAGAUACAACAAUCCGGACGGGUUGAGUCGAAUCGCCUGGAGACAUCCAGAGAAUAUCUCCAGCAGCUACUGCUCGGAGAAAACCUGACAGAAUUUAAAUUUAAGCUCCCUCGAUUUCCAGCUCGCAGUCAACAGCUGAGUAGAGAUGAAUCUCAAAGCGUGCCCUCGGGUCGCGACAGUCUUGGGUCCUUCGCGCGUAUGAUGCUCGACUCUACUGACAUCGCAUUCCGAUGUAAGCUUCCCCAGAUUACAGACACUGAACUCGGGCUAAUCAAACUUGAAGACCCCGAAGCAGGCUCCAAAACCAGACCCCAAGAAACCCCAGUUCCCGUACCGAAGACUCCCAAUCAGCGUGCACACCAAGUGAACAAAUCGAAACCGGCCUCGUUCUCCAAUACCCCUACACCAAGCCAAUUGUCAGUGGUGAUCCCAGUCAAACCAAUGCCCCCAGCGGUUUUCCAUGUGAACCCGAAAGAUAGCGGGGAUACUGCCAUGGCAGUGCGGUUGAAGGAUCAAAAAGCGGAAGCGGAUGAGGCUUUGCAAAAGUUACAAGAUCUUUUACACGAAAUAUUCGAAGCGGAGGAUCAAAUUGACCCUGACAGCUCAAAUCAGUCCACUGACACGCCAAACCCAAUAUUUGUGAACCCGCAAUCACUAGAGGUCCAUGGACUGGUGCUGUCGGCUGAUGCUCACAUUCGUCUUCAGAAAGCCCUUCGAAAAGUUGCAGGGUUCGACCGGCUUCAGGACAUACCCUCCGACUACCUUACUCGAAUUCAGAAACUGUGCGAAAAGCCUAUACUUUCCGCACAAUCUUUAAGUCUGGCCUUGCCAGAUUCAUCAAGCAGCAGUGAGCUCGAACUGCAGGAAUGGCUUGGGAAGAUUGAUGAUGUUGCAAUUGCACUUGUCGCAAUUAGCACAUUAUUGCAGACCAUGUCUGGGCGUCAAACUGAACGGGAGCUUUGCCCCGAAGAUCUCAUUGAGGCCAUCCCAACCGUCCUCAAUCAAGUCUUUGACCACUGCAUCAUCCCAGCUGUGGAAUCGCGCCCGGGUGGUAAGGAUGGCCAACACUUUCCGUUUUUCUCGGCCCAAAAGCGGAUCAUUGGGAAUCUUGUCCACCAGAGUAAAAAGGCUCUUUCCUUGCUUGCAGUCUUUUUGGCGCGCAUCGAUGUAUCAGAAGGAACUAUCACAGCAACGGAGUUCUUCGCGGCCAAGCUCAUCUUCGUGGAAAACGCACACCAUGACAAGGAUUCUGCUUUAGGUCAACAGAAGUAUGAGCCCGCGAGACGCGGGGCCAUGGAUGUUCUUGCGAAAAUCUUUUCCAAAUACCCCGACCAACGACCCUUCAUUCUCGACGAGAUUCUGGUCUCAUUGGAGAAACUGCCAACAACACGCCAAAACGCUAGACAGUUCAAGGUUGCAGAUGGCAAGAGCAUUCAACUUCUCACAGCGUUGGUGCUACAGCUCGUUCAAACGACUGCAUUGGAAACACCGUCGCGGUCGAAAGCCAAACACCGAACCAAGACACAGACCGACGAUGACGAUGACGAGCUUAUGGGCGAUGGCAAGCCCGUUGAUGAUGAGUCUGACAACGAGGCAGAGGAAUCACUGGAACGAUUGGCGACCAAGGCUAAUCGCUUAUAUGACAACGCAAUGCGUUCGGCGCAAUACAUCGUCAACUUCAUUGUCCAGCGUGCUAUGAACUCCACGAAAACCGGUGAUCAGCCAUACCGAAACAUCCUCGACCUUUUCACUCAAGACCUGAUCAAUGUGCUUGGACUGGCGGAUUGGCCGGCCGCCGAACUAUUGCUGCGUAUUCUGGCGCUACGCAUGAUUCAGAUCACGGAUCAAGACAAGAGUGCGGCAAUCGCAAAAAGCAUGGCUUUGGAACUGCUGGGUUGGAUGGGAUCUGCCAUCUCGGACUUAAUAGCAACUGCUCAGCACAUGCUCCCGGCCUUGGAAGACAACUCUGACUCUGAACUCACCGACUACUUGAAGCAACAGUUCGAAGAGUUCUCAUCUGGAGCACUUCACCAGCAAGAUCUUGUCGCGCCUACUGGUCCACACCGAAUUGCACUGGAGCACCUUUUGCAAGACAAGAAGAAUGCAGACAAUUGGCAACUCACCAGUGCACGGGGCUACUAUCUGGCCCAAUGGGCCAAGUCUGCGUCUGCGCUUUACUACAACUCCGAAGACAACGAGGAGAUUGUGCACGAUGAUGUGACUGAUGAGUUGGUCGUCUUUCUGUCCAAAUCGCUAUCUGACCCACGCUGGUUGGAGACGCACCAAGAGUUUGACAGUGUGCCGCAUGUGCACGGCAAGUUCGCCUACAUCCUGACUGUUUUGAACUCGAACUUUGGGAAAGCGUUCGACACUAUUCUGAAAGUUCUUCUAGCCUCAUUUCUUGGUGAUUCAGCCAAGGUUCGCAGUCGUAGUCUCAAAAGUGUCAUCUACAUGCUUGAGAAAGAUCCAAACCUUCUGGACAGAGACCCGUCUGUCCUGCGCGUGAUUCAUCGAUGCACCACAGACGCUUCACCUAUGGUCCGGGACUCGGCGUUACAACUUAUCGGACAGUGCAUCGGGUUCAAGCCAAAACUCGAGGAAGAAGGAUGUCGGAGUAUCCUGGCCUGCGCAGCCGACCAGACCGCCGGUGUCCGCAAACGCUGCAUUGGUCUGCUGAAGGAGAUCUACCAUAAGACUUCGCGCAAAGAGCUCAAACUGGCUAUUCUGGACAGCUUUUUACAGCGCACGGGUGACCACGAGGAAAGCGUGGCUGCUCUGGCUCGCCAAACAUUCGAGGAAAUAUGGCUCGUUCCGUUCCACGACUCCAUUGACUCGACAUCUGAUCCUAAACUCAAAAUGGCUCUCGGGGAGCAGGUUACCCUCAUUGUGGGUCUGGCCGAGCGCAGUGAGACUGCUUUGGACUCCCUCAGCAUUUGCCUCAGUGCAGUGCUUUCGGAUAAAUCCAAGUCCGCGGCAUUGAACUUCAAGGUCUGCAAGGCGAUGGUCGCGACCAUGUUCCAGAGAUUGGUCGAGGAUUCAGAUGGGUCUCGCAAGGAGUUCCAGCAAGCUCUUCUGCAGACAAUCACUGUCUUCGCCAAGGCGAAUGCGAAGCUGUUCAGUCCGGAUCAGCUGGAGGCAUUGCACCCUUACAUUGGCAACCUCUCAACCGCUGAUGACCUCUUCAUAUUCCGUUCGGUAGUGGUGAUCUACCGCUGCGUCCUACCAUUCCUCUCCUCUUCCCACAACAGCCUUCUCAAAGAAGUUCAGAACGAUCUGUUCAAGAGUGUCGCCAAGCUUUCUCGUCCUGAACUAAACGAAGUUAUGGCUUGUUUGUGGACCAUCAACGGCGUUUUACAAAACACCAACAGACUUGUGAAAUUGACCGUCUCUGUACUUAAGCCAUUACAACAGUACAAGAGUAUGGACCUCGCAUCAACUGCCCAUGCAGCGAUCCUGGCUCGCGCAAAAAGUUACAUUCGAAUUGCUGGAUGUGUUGGGCGGCAUUGCGACCUCGAGAAGUAUGCAUCCCAUUUUAAGAGCGAGUUCCAAACUUCCUGGCCUGGUGGUAGCGGUGGCUCAGUGGCGGCAUUGAUGGUUGACUCUAUCAUACCUUUCACCGGAUCGAACCAGCCUUUUGAUCUGAGGGUCAUGGCACUUGAGAGCCUGGGAUCUGUAUGCCAGUCUUGGCCUGGUCAGUUUGGCAGAGAACGCACACGGCAAACAUUUGCGCAGACCUUCAAAGAAGAUGCCCCUGCCCUGCAGAACAUAGUUCUGCGAUCGUUCGCAGACUUCUUCGCCAUCCAUGAGGGCAAGUCGGAAAAGGCUGUCAUGCCAACUGUAGAAGCAGUGGCCCAGGAAGAUACCACCCGACUGGGAGGCUCCUUGAAAGCGAGCGACAAUGACGGUGCGGCCGCAUUGAUUGCCCAACACUUCCUCUCGAACAUGCUUCAGGUCGCGCAGUCGCGCCAGGACACCUACUCUUUGACCGCCAUUGAGCUUAUUGCCAGUAUCAACCGGCAAGGCUUGGUACAUCCCAAGGAAUGCGCUGGUGUUUUAGUCUCGCUGGAAACUUCUACAGUCCCGGCAAUUGCCAAGGUGGCCUUUGAGACUCACAAGAUGCUGCACCAGCAAUACGAAUCCAUGUUUGAGCGAGAAUACAUGCGAGCCGUGCAGGAAGCAUUCUACUACCAGCGUGACAUCGUUGGGGAUUCACAGGGUGCUACUCCUCGACCCUAUGUCUCAAAACUCGCCCCGUUGUUCGAGAUUGUCAAAAUCAGCAACAGCCGUUAUCAAAAGAAAUUCCUGUCCAACCUCUGCUCUAAGGUCAAUUUUGAGCUGAAGAAAUUGGACUCGACCUGCAACCCUCCCGAACAUCUUCUACUCUCGCGAUUCAUCUCUCAAAACCUUGCCUAUUUUGACUAUGGUCAACUGGCUGAACUUCUGCCAACUAUUUCUUGCAUCGAGCGCAUUGUGUCUGCUACUGGUACUAUCGUUGCACAUGCCAUUGAAACAGAAAUUUCUCCAACCCCGAUUGGUGCACCUCAAUUUGAUGCCAGCAACAUGAUGCCAGGGUUUGCGCCUGAAAUGCCACCAAUAAACAUGCCGCGACAGGCCAACCCUGCAACCUUGAGGUUGCUGGCCACAGCAGCUGCGUGUCUAUCCAUGCUUUGGGAAGCCCGUACCCAUCUAAGGCGUCUUUACGGGGUGAAUGCACACAGCAAGGUCAAGGAGGGAAAACCUGUUGCCAAGGACCUCAACAAAGCUGCCACCAAGGUUCACGGAGUGACUGGUGACAAGUUUUGGGAAGCCAUUACUCGCAACAUGACUGCUUUAGACAGCGAAGAGGCAAUGCACCAGAAGUGCCGUGAGUUUGCAACCUUGCUCUCGAUUGACGAAGAGUUCCGAGUCGAUCCGGACGAGGACGCAGAAGGGGACAGUUUAGACGCCACUGCCGAUGCCGAUGAAGCAGUGGCUCCUCGAAACAUGAAGCGCAAGAGCUCGGUUUCCAGCACAGGCCACAACAAGCGAUCUAAGAGUCGGAAAAGUUCAUCCGGAAAGAAGAAAUCCAGUACUGAACCGGACGACGCUCUGGAUUGGGACUGA
Messenger RNA from Penicillium salamii, 5364 nucleotides. Lineage: Eukaryota; Fungi; Ascomycota; Eurotiomycetes; Eurotiales; Aspergillaceae. The record is from the annotation of a GenBank genome assembly.